CCAGCUCAAAGUGCCACGACUUCACAGCAGACCGAGGAUUCUCCAGCGGAGUGAGGAGGAGAGCACUGGAAAAAAGACAAGUUAGCCAGAUAGCUGGACAUAUAAGUAGCUUUGCCCAGAAGCCACUUCAUCUACAAGUCGACCUCAGUAUAUUCCCUUUGAAGCGAGCAGACGUAGCGUUUUCAUCGCCGGGGUUAACUAAAACUUUGCCAUGGAUAUCUAUGACCCCCAGACCCUUGGGAUUAUGGUUUUUGGUGGAUUCAUGGUGAUCUCUGCUGUCGGGAUUGCCCUUGUCUCCACCUUCUCUAUGAAGGAGACCUCUUAUGAGGAGGCCCUCGCUAAACAGCGCAGAGAACUGGGUAAGACACAGUCUGUUCGCACUGAGAAAAAGAAAAAGGACAAAGUGUCUGAGAAGAAGAACCGUGGAAAGAAGAAAGAUGAAAAGCCCAAUGGGAAGAUCCCAGAGCAGGAGAAAACUGAAGACGUUUCUGAAGGCGACGCUGACACCGAUGCUGACAUAGUCAGUGAGGGUGUAACUGCGCCAACUGUAGCUCUGUCUGUUCCUGAGCCUGUCUCCACUUUUGAAGUUGCAGCAGAGAUGCAGCCCAAGUCUGCUGCUGAACCGAACCCAGCUCCUGAGCCCUCACCUGCACCUUCACCUAAAGAGAAGAAGAAGAAGCAGAAAGUGGCAAAGGUUGAGCCAGCUUCAACCCCGUCAUCUGUAGUCAUGUCUGAACCAAUCAAGUCCUCUGCAGCUUCUGCCGUAACCCAGGCUCCAGUCUCUGCCCCGACUAAGGUAACUGCUCCAUCCUCUGCACCUGCCCCAGCCAAGGCCGCUCCUCCACCUGCUUCAGGCAAGGCCGCUCCUCCACCUGCUUCAGGCAAGGCCGCUCCUCCACCUGCUUCAGGCAAGGCCGCUCCUCCACCUGCUUCAGGCAAGGCCGCUCCUCCACCUGCUUCAGGCAAGGCCGCUCCUGCACCUGCUUCAGCCAAGUCUGCACCUGCACCUGCUUCAGCCAAGUCUGCACCUGCACCUGCUUCAGCCAAGUCUACACCUGCACCUGCUUCAGCCAAGGCCACUCCUCCACCUGCUUCAACAAAGUCUGCUUCUGCUCCAACUCCUACAGCAGCCAAGUCCUCUUCAACCAAAUCUUCUGCUUCUGCUGCUCCUGCAUCAGCUAAGCCUGCCCCUGUCACAUCCAAAUCUGCUCCAGCCCCAGCCAAGUCUGUACCAGCUCCAUCUAAAACUGCGCCGGUGCUGGAGGCUGUCACUAAAGAUGUCCCAGUGAUGGCUGUGCCCCCGGUGGGAUCCCAGCAGGCUCCUGCUGUUGCAGCAAAAGCACAAGAACCCAAGAAAAAGGCAUCAAAGAAGAAGACUGAGCCUGUUGCAGCAGUGGAUUCUGCCGAUGCUCCGCUGUACCUGCCCUAUAAGGCCCUGGUAUCCACCAUCAGCAGCAUGGUGUUCAGUGAGGGAGAGGCACACAGGCUCAUCGAGAUCCUGUCUGAGAAAGUUGGCAUCAUCCAGGACACCUGGCACAUGGCCACUCAGAAAGGAGACCCAGUGGCCAUGCUGAAGAAGCAGCUGGACGAGCGAGAGAAGCAGCUGGUAGCAGAGCAAGAGGAUGCUUCCGCAGUAAAGAACCGUCUCAGAGAGCUCACCAAGGAGUUGUCUGCUGAGAAGGCCAAGGUGGCAAGCGUGGAAACGAGGCUGAGUUCUCAACUGAGUAAGAGAGAGCAAGAAAUGGUUGCUCUGCAGGCUCGCAUGCAGGCCAGCUAUCAGGACCACGUAGCCCAAACGCAGAGACUCAAUGCAAAGAUCCUAAGCCUUCAGGACCAGCUGGAAAAAGGCCCCAAUGCCCAACUUGCUCGCCUACAGCAGGAGAACUCCAUCCUGCGUGAUGCGCUCAACCAGGCUACGAGUCAAGCCGAGAGCAAACAAAAUGCAGAGCUGGCCAAGCUGCGACAGGAAUGCACAAAGUUAACCAAGGAACUUGGAGAGAAGACAGAGAGUGUGCUUGCAGAUGAGAACAUAAGGAAAGGGCUGGAAGCCAAGGUCUCUGCUGCUGAGAAGCAGCUCUCACAGCUUCAGACCAGCCACGCAGAGAAAGAACAGGCAUUGCAGAGGAAAUUGGAGGAGGUGUGUGAGGAACUCAGAACAACACAGAGUAGAAAUGGCAGCCUGCAGGCAACUUUGGACAAGGCCCAACAGGACAGUGGCACACUCUCAGAGUUUCAAGUACGUGUUAAGAAGUUGGAGGCUGAGCUCAAGGAGCGUUCUGCUCAGGUGGAUGCCUUCACUGUCCAGCUGGAGGCGACAAAGAAAGAGAAAAGCCAGCUUGAACAGCAGGUGGCAUCAAUCAACUCGCUGUUGGAGGCCAGUCAGAGUAAAAAGGAGGAGGAUAACAAACAGGUGAACUCUGAAGAUGUGGAACAUCUAAAGCUCAGCUUGCAAGAGAGAGAGAGCCAGUUAAAUGUGCUUCACGAGGAACUGAAGCAACUGCAGAUAAAGAAGGAAGCUGCUGAGAACACUAUUGCUGAGCUUGAGCAAAGAAAUAAGAGUGAAGAUGCCAGUCAGGUCACAUCACUUCAGGAUGAACUCAAAAACCUCAAAGAAGAAAUGGUGACACUGAAGAACACACAACAGUCAGAUGGCUCUGCAGAGCUUGCACUACUACAGAACAGUUUGACUGAAAAGGAUGCUCUGGUCACGUCAUUACAAGAUGAACUGAGGGUAGCAAAAGAGAAGGUUGCCACUCACGCGAACACUGCGGCAGAACUGGCAGCUUUUCAAAAUGAAACCAAAGAAGCUCUCCAGACACUUUUCCCACAAAUACCUGUAGAGACAGAGCAGUUAAACUGGUUAAAAGUGUUUACACAGAACGCUCAGGGAGCUCUGAGCCAGCAGAGCCAGGAGUCUCAGUCAAGCACAGCACAUUCAGAGUUGCUUGAGAAACUGAAGGAGGCAGAGGAAAGCCAUGGUUCCCUGCAGGCUGAAUGUGAACAGUACAGGACAGUACUGGCCGAAACUGAAGGAAUGCUGAAACAUCUUCAGAAGAGUGUGGAGGAGGAAGAGCUCGUAUGGAAAUCCAAGAUGGCUAACUCAGAGGAACAGCUGCAAGAGGCUUUGCAGAAAGUCAGUAAGCUGGAGGCAGAAAACCAAAGUAUAGAACAGCUGAAGGAGCAGAUGAUGCUUCUGGAAGCCCAGCUGGAAAAGCAGACAGACAGUCAUCUAAUCUCAGAGGAGAUGGAGCAGCUGAAGCUGCAGCUGUCGGAGUGUCAGAGCCAGCUGGAUUUGGCCCGGAAGGAGGCCGAGGCACACAAGGAGGAGCUCGCACAGGUCAGACAGCAGCUGAGCGAGAUCACGCUGCGGGCCCAGCAAGAACAGAAUGGCCCGGCUGAGGCUCAACCCACUCAGGUCCAGAACGAGUUGAGCCAGACGGCAGAGAAGCUGCACGGGGAGGCGACCCACAGGCAGCAGCUCUCAGAAGAGUAUGAAAAGGCCCAGAAAACUGUAGCAGAACUUCAGGCUCAACUGGAUCUUUUAAAGGAUUCCUCAGAGUCGCCACAAUCCGACACUGAAGACGUAGCUCAGCUGAAGGAGCGCUUGGCGAAGGAGAAGAAACUGUCUAAAGACCUGGGCCAGGCAGCCACUAAGCUCCAGCAGCUUCUUAAAGCUACUCAGGAGCAGCUGACCAAAGAGCGGGAGACGGUGAGAACACUACAGGAGCACCUGGAGAACAAGGGAGAAUACGUGGAACUGAAGGAAGGAACGUCUGUGUGAGAGGAAGUUCACUGCAGACACUACAAAACUGCCAAAUAUGCCUUAUAAUUACCAUAGUUAUGCAUUCCAAAAAUUUCUUUUCUUGUACUGUAGUUGAUUGCAUUUAUUGCAGCUGUAGGAAUCAAGUAUUUGAUAUUUUUAAAAACAUUUCAAGCUAAGAUUAGAGGAGAUAAUCCUGCUGCAAUCUUUAUUGAAACCCACAUUCCCUCAACAAUUCUGGCUAUGUCAGAAGUUAUUUAUCCCCCUGCCUUAUAUUUCUGACAUUCCCCCAUAGUUCAGUGUUAAAAGGGAAACCAAAUGUACGUCAAACGUGCAUCAACCUGUGCAAUUACUUUGUAUGUCUUUUCUAUGUGGUUGAAUGAUGGGAACAUAAUGUGGUUCAUCACUGCAGGGCCUGCUUUUCCUCUGUAGCUGGUUGCCAUUAACACACAUUGAAUCUGAAUUUGUAUGAAUGAAUAAACUACAGUGUUGGCACUCUGUAAUUGUGUUCAGUUGCAUGUGUGUGUUGUUGCUGCAGUGCAGUCAAUGUAGGCAGGAAGCGAAGCAUAAUGGCACAAUUUUAUUUCCGGUAUGAUUAAAAACCACACAUCUUCAGUCAUGUGUCCUGCACAGUACAUUUACCUUAUGGCAUUCAAUAGAGUUUUUAUUGAUGUUGCACCGAUUCUCACAACAGUAGUCCCUGGCAUUGCACUACUGUAAAGGAUCCCAUGGUUUUAUAGAGGGAAAACUCCACUUAUUCUCUUUUUGUUUUUCUCUAAUUAUUCUCUAAACAAAGAUUGGGAAGAAAGAAAAACAUGAUAAGUUUUGACAUUUUGCUUAGGACCACUACACUCUAAAUCAUUGUGUCAGGCUGAAAAGCUGUUUGCCAAACCUUUGCUGUGUGGAGAAAGACUACUGCUAGCUACCAGGAAGUCCUGUUAGACAGCAACAUGCGCAGUGUACAUUUGUCAUACAACUGAACGCAGAUAUGAAAUCCAGUCACAGUGCUCAGA
Molecule: messenger RNA, 4773 nt
Organism: Oreochromis niloticus (Nile tilapia)
Lineage: Eukaryota; Metazoa; Chordata; Actinopteri; Cichliformes; Cichlidae
Gene: rrbp1a
Product: ribosome binding protein 1a
Exons: 27
Coding region: 212-3781 (1189 amino acids)
Biological process (GO): protein transport
Cellular component (GO): endoplasmic reticulum membrane
Source: RefSeq, a predicted model, not a curated record